Molecule: messenger RNA, 2024 nt
Organism: Esox lucius (northern pike)
Lineage: Eukaryota; Metazoa; Chordata; Actinopteri; Esociformes; Esocidae
Product: heterogeneous nuclear ribonucleoprotein L
Exons: 14
Coding region: 57-1673 (538 amino acids)
Biological process (GO): mRNA processing; regulation of RNA splicing
Cellular component (GO): nucleus
Molecular function (GO): mRNA binding
Source: RefSeq, a predicted model, not a curated record
GAAUUUUCCGUCCAUUUCACUCCGUCACCGCUACCAACCUUUUUAACUGGGACAACAUGGCUACGGCAGGCCGUUAUUACGAAGGCGGCAGAGCAACGAAAAGACUAAAAACAGACGACGGAAUGGCAACGGAGGGCUACAACGACCCACAUAAGACACUUCCCUCUCCAGUUGUGCAUGUGAGGGGCUUGGUGGACGGCAUUACGGAAGCUGACCUUGUGGAGGCCCUGCAAGAGUUUGGGGCCAUUAGCUAUGUGGUGGUUAUGCCCAAGAAGCGCCAGGCCUUGGUUGAGUAUGAAGAUAUGAACGGGUCGUGUACUGCUGUGACGUACGCGAACGACAACCAGAUAUACAUUGCUGGGCACCCAGCUUUUGUGAACUACUCAACGAGCCAGAAGAUCUCCCGGCCAGGCGACCCCGAUGAUUCUCGAAGUGUCAACAAUGUGCUUCUGCUUACCAUCAUGAACCCAAUCUACCCCAUAACUACGGAUGUGCUGUACACUGUCUGCAAUAAUUGUGGCCCUGUCCAAAGGAUUGUCAUCUUUCGGAAGAAUGGCGUCCAGGCCAUGGUGGAAUUUGACUCAGUGCAGAGUGCACAGAGGGCCAAGGCAUCCCUCAAUGGGGCUGAUAUCUACUCUGGAUGCUGCACACUCAAGAUUGAGUAUGCCAAGCCAACCCGCCUCAAUGUAUUCAAGAAUGACCAGGACACUUGGGAUUACACCAACCCCAACCUGAGUGGUCAAGAUGCAGAUGCUGAUGGCAAUGGGAGCAAUGCUGGAGAAGAUGGGAGUGCCAACCCCAACAAGCGUGCGAGAGCGCCGGCUCUGCUGGGAGACCACCCUCCAGAGUACGCUGGUGGUUAUCAUGGAUACGACGAGAGUGGCUACGGGCCCCCGCCACCCCCACACUAUGGUGAGGGCCGGCGAAUGGGUCCUCCAAUGAGGGGGCGAGGGGCAGCGCGCAGCUAUGGCGGGGGCCCGGGUUACGGGCCUCCCCCUCCACCCCCUGGGGAGUACAGCGCCCAUGCCGACUCCCCUGUUGUCAUGGUGUACGGCCUGGAGCCCACCAAGAUGAACGCUGACCGAGUAUUCAACGUCUUCUGUCUCUAUGGAAACGUUGAGCGGGUGAAGUUCAUGAAGAGUAAGCCAGGGGCAGCCAUGGUGGAGAUGGGAGACUGUUACGCUGUGGACCGGGCCAUCACCCACCUCAACAACAACUUCCUGUUUGGACAGAAACUCAACGUCUGUGUUUCCAAACAGCAGGCUAUCAUGCCUGGUCAGUCUUAUGAGCUGGAGGAUGGAACCAGCAGCUUUAAGGACUUCCAUGGCUCUCGCAACAACCGCUUUACUUCUCCAGAGCAGGCUGCAAAAAACCGAAUUCAGCAUCCAAGCAACGUCCUGCACUUCUUCAAUGCACAGCCAGAUGCCUCCGUAGAGAUCUUCUCUCAGAUCUGUGAAGAGGUUGGUGUUAAAGCCCCUUCAAACAUCAAACUGUUCACCGGAAAGAGUGCAGGUCCGGGUGAGCGCAGCUCGUCGGGUCUGUUGGAGUGGGAGUCCAUCAACGAUGCUAUGGAGGCCUUGUCUAUGAUAAACCAUUACCAGAUGAAGAACGCAACUGGACCGUACCCAUACACCCUCAAACUGUGCUUUUCUACUGCUCAGCAUGCUACCUAAACAGCCAAGAUCACCUAGAGGUUCCACAUCAAACCAGUGUCUCAACAGUCCUCACCCAGAUUUUGACCUUGUCUGUUUUAGGCAGUUUGUGAAUUUGUUUGCAGUCAUCGGUUUGUCCUUAUUCUUUGAUAUUGAACCAAUAAGCAAUGUGUGAACUGGUUACCUUCAGAAAAUUGGAUUGUUUUUAUGUCUGAUGAAUAAGGAAAAUGCUUUUUGUAUAAGUAUUAUUUUGCAUCUUUUAUUAUCCCAUGUUAAUUUUUUUUUUAAUUUGUAUUGUUGCCUGCGCAAAACGCCUGUCUGUAUUUAGAGGAAGUUUCUUUUGUUGUAAGAAAUAAAAGUCAAUUUCAAGUA